This is a messenger RNA of Bombus pyrosoma, 1748 nucleotides long. RefSeq names its product probable isocitrate dehydrogenase [NAD] subunit alpha, mitochondrial (gene Idh3a). The transcript is spliced from 6 exons. The coding region runs from base 136 to 1212 and encodes 358 amino acids. The record is from RefSeq and is a predicted model, not a curated record. Lineage: Eukaryota; Metazoa; Arthropoda; Insecta; Hymenoptera; Apidae. Gene Ontology annotation, cellular component: mitochondrion. Gene Ontology annotation, biological process: isocitrate metabolic process; tricarboxylic acid cycle. Gene Ontology annotation, molecular function: NAD binding; isocitrate dehydrogenase (NAD+) activity; magnesium ion binding.
GAAGACAUCGUUUCGCGGGAACCAAUCACGAGUGUGAUUCAUUUCACAUCUCUGGGUUUUUGGUGCUGCUUCUGACGUGCGCAACAAUUUUGGGUGGUGGAGGUUCUUGUUUUUAUUAUAAAAUUUACAAAGAGAAUGGCAGCACAGUGGAUACGAAAUGCAGCCCCGAAAAUUGGUUGCGUCCGUUUUUACAGCAGUAAAGUUCACAAAUGCACACUUAUUCCCGGAGAUGGUAUCGGACCCGAAAUUUCAACUGCCGUACAAAAGAUUUUCGAUGCUGCCAAGGUACCGAUAGAGUGGGAAUCUGUUGAUGUAACACCGGUAAAAGGUCCAGAUGGAAAAUUUGGUAUUCCACAAGCUGCCAUUGAUUCAGUUAACAGAAAUAAAAUUGGUUUGAAAGGACCAUUGAUGACACCUAUAGGAAAAGGACAUAGAUCUUUAAAUCUUGCAUUAAGAAAAGAAUUUAAUUUAUAUGCCAAUGUUCGACCAUGUCGUUCCUUGGAAGGGUAUAAGACAUUAUAUGAUAAUGUUGAUGUUGUCACUAUCAGAGAAAAUACAGAAGGAGAAUACUCUGGUAUAGAACAUGAAAUUGUAGAAGGAGUUGUACAAUCAAUUAAAUUGAUUACGGAGGAAGCUUCCAGUCGAGUAGCAGAAUUUGCUUUCCAAUAUGCUCAGGAUAAUAAUAGAAAAAUGGUGACUGCGGUACAUAAAGCAAAUAUAAUGAGAAUGUCAGAUGGUUUGUUCUUAAGGUGUUGUAGAGAAGCUGCACAAAAAUUUCCCUCUAUUAAAUUUGAAGAAAGAUAUUUAGAUACAGUAUGCUUGAACAUGGUUCAAGAUCCUAGUCAAUACGAUGUACUUGUAAUGCCUAACUUAUAUGGUGAUAUUUUGUCUGAUAUGUGUGCUGGACUUGUAGGAGGGCUUGGUCUUACACCAAGUGGAAAUAUUGGUUUAAAUGGUGCAUUGUUUGAAUCUGUGCAUGGGACUGCUCCAGAUAUAGCAGGUCAAGAUAAGGCGAAUCCUACAGCAUUAUUACUCUCUGCUGUAAUGAUGCUUAAAUAUAUGGGGCUAAAUGAACAUGCUAGAAUGAUCGAAGUUUCUGCAUAUGACACUAUUAAAGAAGGCAAACAUUUAACUGGAGAUCUUGGUGGAUCUGCAAAAUGCAGUGAAUACACUAAUGAAAUUUGCAAAAAAGUUUCAGCAUUAGUUAAAUAGAUGAUAUAAAAUUUAUUGGGUAUAAACUGCCAAAUACUCGUAGAAAUAAUACAUGUAACGUAAAACAUUGUUUUCAAAUAUCUCUGUAAUUUGUUUCUUUUUUCGAAAUUUUUUUCAAUGUGCUCCCUCAAAAUGUAUCUGCAAUUUAUUUGAUUGAAUUGCAGAGAUGUUCAAUGUAGGUAAAGGAUAUCUUUUUCAUUUAUAUUUGCACUCAUUUAGAUAAUUUGUUGAGUACUUGAAUUAGUUUAUUGUAAAACUUGAUGUUACUCAACAGCUGUAGAUUUGUUAAUGUGUAAUAGCAUUUAAUACGAUUUUAUUGCAAUGCGACUGAAUACACGUAUAUGUAUGAUUGUCAUACUUGCUUAUUGUAAAAGAAAGAUUCUAAUAGAAUCUGUAAAAAGUAAACAUGUAAAUUAAUUUAGGAAUUCUGUACAAUACCUUAGAAUGAAGUUGUUGAUAAUGUGUGCCUCGAGGAAGAGUUUCAAGAAGUAACAUAUUGCGCAGUAUUACACGUAAAUAAAAUAUUGUGGAUUCUA